Molecule: messenger RNA, 1524 nt
Organism: Cynoglossus semilaevis (tongue sole)
Lineage: Eukaryota; Metazoa; Chordata; Actinopteri; Pleuronectiformes; Cynoglossidae
Gene: znf277
Product: zinc finger protein 277
Exons: 12
Coding region: 61-1377 (438 amino acids)
Source: RefSeq, a predicted model, not a curated record
GCAGCAUACGCAUACCACUGAUUGGUCCGUUAGGCGCUGUUUUCAUCACGUGGCAUCAAGAUGGCCACCAAUGACGGCAGUAAAGAUGGUCACGACAGCAUCCUGGAGCCUCUGUGUUUUCCAGAGGUGCCCCUCGGUGUCUGUGGGGCUGAGGCCCGUCAUCAUCCUCCACCUGAGCCGUCGCUGCUGUGUCUGUUCUGCUCCGAGUCGACUCCUCUGUCCCAGAAGGACGCUCUCCUCAAACACCUGCUGCUGCAGCACAAACUGCUGAUCGCUGAUGUCAAACUGAUCGCAGAGCUGCCACAGUACCUGUUGUACUGGAAGGGCAGAUUCCUGGAGCAGCCAGUCACUGACUUUUGCAGUGUGUUUAGAACCAACUCUACUGGACCAGUCGAGAAACAGGAGGAGUACUUCCUGCUGUGCGAUGUCCUUCCUGAGGACAGACUCCUCCGAGAGAAGCUUCAGCAGAAACGUCUUGAGACGGUGCUGGAGCAGCAGCAGGUGGAGAGAGACAACACCACCUUUCAGCGCAUCUGUAUGUUCUGCAACGAGGAGUUUACAGGAAACAGGUCAUCUCUGCUCAACCACAUGGCCAGAGAACAUUCCUUCAGUAUUGGUCUUCCAGACAACGUUGUCUUCUGUGAGGACUUCUUGGACACUCUGCAGAACAAACUGGACAAUCUGCAGUGUCUGUACUGCGAGAAGACGUUCAGAGAUAAAACCACGCUGAAGGAUCACAUGAGGAAGAAAAAUCACAGACGCAUCAACGCCAGCAACCAGGAGUACGACAGAUUCUACGUCAUCAACUACCUGGAGCUGGGGAAGACGUGGGAGGAGGUGCAGAGUGAAGACGACCGUGAAUUUGUUGAAGAUGAUGAUGACGAUUGGUCGGACUGGCGUGCUCACCCUGUGUCGGUGGUGUGUCUGUUCUGUGACCAUCAGUCAGAAACCAUGGAGCAGAUUUACACACACAUGAAGGAGGCUCAUGGUUUUGAUCUCCAUAAGCUGAGGACAGAUCUGAACCUCAGGUUCUAUCAGCAGAUCAAACUGGUGAACUUCAUCCGCCGGCAGAUUCACCAGAGCUCCUGCUACGGCUGCCAGGAGAAGUUUGACUCCAAAGCUGAGGUGCUGGGUCACAUACAGGCCCAGGGUCAUGUGAUGAAGCUGCCUGACGUCUCCACCUGGGAUCAGCCGCAGUAUUACUUCCCCACAUACGAGAACGAUGCCCUCUUGUGUACGUUAUCUGACAGUGACGCAGACGAAGAUCAAGAGACCAAUCAUAGCCUGGACGUCCCAGUGAUCGCAGAGGACGUCUCUGACCUGAGGGAACUGAGACAGAGCAGUGUCCUCAGAAAACUGCUGAAGAACAGGAGCUAGGAUGGAUGAGUGGAUGGAUGAGUGGGUGGAUGGAUGAUCAUAAAAUGACUGUUGUUCUGUGAGAACAAAGAUAAAUUCAUUCUUUGAUUUCGACUUUAUUUUUGAAUUAACAAAACUACAAAUAAAAUACAAAAGAGUGAAGAAGAA